ACUUUUUCACAUUAUUUCAUCAUUCGAAUCUUCUUCCUGCUUAGCACUUGUUAACUAAUACUUAAAAUGACAACGAAAUACCCUUCGGUUAGCAUCUUUCCCCUGUUGAUCGCAGCUGUUUGGCUGGCCUCAGCAAUUGCAACCUCCACCGGCAGAGAGCCGAAACAGUUGUUGUUUCCUACUCCUUUUUACCGCGUUCAACCCGUGAUGGAAUCUCGUUUUGGACCUGGUCCCCGUAACUCGCCAAUUUAUCCUAUGAUUGGACAACAAAGUUUUGGGCCUUUUUUGGGUGAUUUCCCGAAUCAGCUGUUUCGUCAGUCGUGCCCGGGUUGCGCAACGCCUCCAGCUGAAACUAUUACGACAUGCGGUGAAGUAACAGAUGCAAGGAUAUCAGCAGCUCCCAGUGGAACCAUUUUCGUUAACAUCCAUCAGGUUGACAAAGCCGGACAAAAAACCUUCAAUUGUCACUACGGUUUCGUCGCUUAUCACCCGAACAGCAAAGUCCAGCUGAAAUGCACUUCGUUGGGAAGCGGCACCACGUUAGGCGUUUAUAACAUUGUAUCGCCAGUUGCAGAGGGUGCGGUCGACACAGUUUACACUUCAAAGGGGAGCUUCUUAUUAGUGGCUUUGAAGGCUAAAGUAAAGCUCCAAGCCGAAUGUACUUGGGAAACCGUCCUGGGGUAACCUGAAGAUGGUGAGAAAGGACUGGCACAUGCAUAGUCCAAGUUUACGUAACUUUGAUUUAUCAAGCUGAACUCUUCAAAACAGUUCAUGUGUCAUUAUCGUUGAAUAUUUUAGCUAUUUAUUUUUUAUGUA
Messenger RNA from Daphnia pulicaria, 816 nucleotides. RefSeq lists its product as uncharacterized. The record is from RefSeq and is a predicted model, not a curated record. The transcript is spliced from 5 exons. Lineage: Eukaryota; Metazoa; Arthropoda; Branchiopoda; Diplostraca; Daphniidae. The coding region runs from base 67 to 684 and encodes 205 amino acids.